AUGCAAGAAAGAUCGUCUUCUAGAAGAAGUUCGAUAAGUUCAUCGUCGACCACUUGCUCAACUGGGAAAUUGAGCAUUAGAAGUAUGUCUACUGAUAAUCUUAUUACGGUGGAGGACAAAUUCUUGAAGAAAUCAUCUAAAAAAUCACCUGUUGGAUUUCAAGGCACUCCACGACUUGAUCUGCUUGAUUCUAAAAAUUUUGAACAAUAUCAUAAAACAGGGACGGGAAUCUAUUACUUUCCGAAUGGUGAAGUGUUUCGUCCGAGAAGCUCACGUUCUAAAAGAAGUAAGCCUUUCAAACUUCAAACUCAAACGAGGUCGAAUGACCAAAUGAAUAAUCAUCUCGCUCGUAGUAAGUCUAAUGAGUCAAAUUCUAGGGCUUCAUCAAUGACAUCUACUUCUUCUGCGUCACCCUUGCUGCCUGGCGUUCCAAGAAGUGCAUCUUUUAGAAGCUUAACGAACAGAAAUAAGCAUAACUUGGCUAAGAACUUGAGAUCAAGCAAACUGGAUAUUAACACCAACAUUGCUCUCACUAGUGGGAGCUCAGCUAGUCUAAGUGAUAAUGGGACACAAAAAUUACAGUCGACAAAUUUACUCUUAAAGAAUGGAUCUUUAGGCUCUUUGACAGAUGAUGUUUUAAAGUCAUCUGAUUCCACGACUUCAAGUUUGUUUAAUUAUAAGUUGAACAAUAGCUCUUCCAAUACACCAAGUACGUCAAUUAACACAAGCGAAGAAAGUCAUGAAGUAUACCUCGACUUAAAAUCGGAUCAUUCUACGGAGACCGAGGACUUUAACUUAUCCACUUUGAACGAAAUCAGCGAAGACAACAUUGCAAGUAAGGCCAAAUCAGAUGACUAUAAUACAAAAGACAAUCUGUCUUCUUCUUAUGAAACGUCGUCGAAUAUAACAGUAUCUCAAAAUGACAGCAAUGAUGAUGGUGAAAGUCUGGAUUAUUUCUCGGAAGCUGUCGAUCAUAAUCUGCUCGAAAGUGAGUGUGAGCACGAAGGCAAGGCUUCCGAGUUGGAAAUUGGUUCUCAAAAUCUUACUCACGAAAUUGCUGACAAAAAGAUUUAUGAUGGAUCGGUUUCUCAUAACGAGGGAGACUCACGUAAAGCUGCGGACGUUAAAGGGUAUCCUGAAGAUAUUCUUAAGGAGAAUAAAGAUGUAGACGAUGAAGCUGUACAAAAUAAGCAGAAAGGUUUAGAAGGGCUGAAUAGGUUAGACAAGGAUUUGGAUGUCAUCAGUGAUAACCAUGAACUGGAGAAUAACAUAGCUCCAGAUGCUGAAAGUAAAUCGGAAGUCAUGGACACUAUAAGUAUUAUUGAAGAUAAAAUUGAAUCUGAAGAAAUAAGAGAAAAAGAAAGGAUCGGGGAAGAAGUAGAUGAAGAAGCGCAAAAUCAAAUUUCUGACGAAGACUCUGAUGAGACAAUGAAAAAUGAGAUCCCGAUUUCCAUCGGUUUAAUUGAAGAAGAAAGUUGUAGUCCAAGCAAUGGGAAAUUGCAAAAUACGGGUUCAGAUGGUGAAAGUUUUAACAAUUCCUCAGAGGAUAGAGAUACUAUGACAGAAUCUCAGGAGUAUGAUUAUAGAGCAAAAAAUGCUAAUGCACGGACUAGCCUGACUACCCUGUCCUCAGUAGAAGCAAAACGAGAUAUCCAGGUUACUGAUUCAGGCGAUAUUGAAGAUUCUAAGUCAUCCCACUUGGAACAGAAACCCGAAGAAUCGACUAACGAUCAUGAGGAAAUAAAGUUAGAGGAUAUGAAAUCAGAAAGUUCAGACAGCUCUUCGAAGUCAGAGACAUUUUAUGAGACAGAGCAAGAUGUUACUAAGUUCAUCAAUGAUACGCAGACAGAGGUGCCUCCGAGAGGCGAUAUUGAAGUGAUAGAUAAAAGCAAAAUUAAGAGACAUCACCGCGCGAGCUCUUCUAUUUCUUCUUUCAAUUCGAUAUCGAAAGUACAAGAAAAUGAGUUUAAAAUGGCUUCACCAAAAGAGAGUAUUUCUGCUGAAAGGGUUGAGAAAGAUGAUUCACCAAAAGAGAUUAUUCAAAGUUCUGCAUUGGACAGGAGUGAUCAAACAGCUUUUUUUAGCAAUAAUUCAACGCCAACUUCUCCAACUGCUUCUGAAAUCCAUGCUGCCCAAGAUUCGAGCUCUAAUGAAUACGAAACGCACAACAGGUCUCUACAGAAGCCAGUUUCAUCCAUGCUACUUUCUAUGGAACUUGUUGGAGAAACAUCGAAGUCACCUAAAGGACCUUCCCCGCCACAAGUUCCUUCUAAGAAGACAACCAAGGUUGCCAAGUCCUCUCCAAUUGAGCAGCCUACUAAGAGGUCAUCUGUUUAUUUCUCUAGUGAUAAGAAGAAAUCCCCAUCGAUUGCGAACUUCAAAUUGUUGUGGAGUAAGUUAACUGGAAAGAAAGAGGUUUCAGAAGCGAGAGCGCAAAAGACUGAAAGGAUAUCGUUUCAAAGUAAGCAAUCAAGAACUCGAGAUACUGCCAACAAAUUUAAAAAAUCAUUUCUGUUAAGUAACUUGAAGGUUGGUAGAGACCCUAAGGAAAAUGAAUAUCAGCUGGGUAAAGUGGGUUCUUCUCAAAGAUUGCUUGAGGAUGAAACAUUCCAAAUAUCAAAUUCAUUUCAAAUUGCAGAACCUCUUACUCUUCCUAAGCUCUCGGUCUUGGAUUCAGAAAGUAACAUGCUUGACGAAGUCUUGCACGAGUUCGACGAAAGACUCGAGCAAGAUGAUGCUUCUCCUGUCGAUAUUGGCUUGCAUAGUAAGUUGAACGAACCAUUCCUAAAAGAUGACGAGCUAACACGCGAUCAAAUCGAGGAUCAGCAAAUAAAGGAUAUGCCCAUUGAAGUGGACAGGUCAGAUAACAGCAGUACAGAAGAAUCUUAUGUUGACGAUAACAUAAGGUUUAUACAAGAGGAAUUUUUUUGGCCAGAAUUCGAAGACCAAAGCUCAAACACCGAGAUAAAAGAUAAUUCUAAAGAGAUUCCUGUUCCCUUGCAGGAAUCGGACUUCAACGACGAGACGAUUGUGUUGAAUAGCCAACAAUUGAACUCUGUUUUCAAUGAUUUACCUGAGUAUCAGAAGAGGAGCCUACCCGCUCAUUUGAAAUAUGUGGAGCAAUUCAAAGGAUGCAAUUUUAUUGAAGUGAACGUCAAAAAGUUUGAAGAUUUGGCCUCUAUCGAAUUUAUUUCAACUCCUCGGUCAGCUACUUCUUCAAUACUAAAGAAAGUUAAUUCAGCAUCUGGAAACAAGAAGGUGCUGUUUUCAAAUAAGAUAUCAAUCAACGAAACAUUCCCUGCUGAAAUGUAUAAACGAUACAACAAGUGUGUUACUCAUUAUACUUUGACGGAAGCAUCUGAAGUUAACAAGAUCAAGACAGAACUCAAUAGUUACAAAUGUAACGAAAUGCUUGUUCACGAAGACUCACAGGACAAUACACAAUUCUUUUAUUAA
Molecule: messenger RNA, 3456 nt
Organism: Priceomyces carsonii
Lineage: Eukaryota; Fungi; Ascomycota; Pichiomycetes; Serinales; Debaryomycetaceae
Exons: 1
Coding region: 1-3456 (1151 amino acids)
Source: RefSeq, a predicted model, not a curated record